GCUUGGGUUGGGUCGAUUAUAUUGAGUGAGAAAGGAUAAUAGGCCUAGAAGAAAAGUAGACCUGAGAGGCAUGGCGAACACAAAUAUUGUCAGCAUCCUCACUCUGUGGUGUAUUGUGUGCUUUAGCCAUGUUUAUGCUUUGUACCCAGAUCAAGCUGGGUUGUUUGAUUGGAAGCAAGAUUACAUAGGGAAAGUCAAAGAGCUGCACUGGGAUCAGUCCCAAUCCUCUGGGAAAAAGGUUCUGGUGGCCUCUGAGAAGAACGUCAUUGCCUACGUCAGUGCAAAUGAUGGUGCUAUCGUAUGGAGGAGGAUAUUUGAGUCUUCCAUAAGAGGGAGGAUUGAUGCUUUUCUUCAUCAAGGAGAUGCUUUGAUAAGCAUCCAUGCGGGGGGGCAGUUUGUGAGAAAGUGGCAGGUUGCUUCGGGCAGCUUGCUGUGGGAGAAGAGUCUGACGCAGGACUCCACAAGUCGUUCUAGGAAGCAAGAUUACAUAGGGAAAGUCAAAGAGCUGCACUGGGAUCAGUCCCAAUCCUCUGGGAAAAAGGUUCUGGUGGCCUCUGAGAAGAACGUCAUUGCCUACGUCAGUGCAAAUGAUGGUGCUAUCGUAUGGAGGAGGAUAUUUGAGUCUUCCAUAAGAGGGAGGAUUGAUGCUUUUCUUCAUCAAGGAGAUGCUUUGAUAAGCAUCCAUGCGGGGGGGCAGUUUGUGAGAAAGUGGCAGGUUGCUUCGGGCAGCUUGCUGUGGGAGAAGAGUCUGACGCAGGACUCCACAAGUCGGGCGGCCGGAUUCUUUAUCACGAAGAAUGACAAAGUGGAUCAAGUUGUGGUCACCACGUCCAGCACGAUGCACUGUUUGAGAAUCUCUGAUGGGAUGGAAGACUGGAAGGCAGAGCUGCCCAACAGCAGUGACACGAUCGAGCGCUGGUACAUCCAGGACAGCGGCAGCAGCUACGUGGCUGUGGGCAUCUCCCCGGCCCAGCGGGUCACAGCGGUCACUGUCAGUAAGGAGGGAUUGGUCAAGCAGCAGAACAACAUCCCGGCUCCGUGGAUUGCCAUUGAUACCAGCUGUGUAAUAAUGGAAGACAGCAAACACUUUGUGUGCUACGCGCCUCAGACGAGCUCGCUCCAGCUGUUGUCACUGGACAACGGCAAAGUUUUCCUGCCCACCAACUUGAACGAACUCGAUGUGGAGACGUCCGCUGUGUCCGGCAUCGAGGCGGUGGUGCCAGAGCUGGGCUCAACCAUUCUGUUCCGCUCCAAGGCCGACUCUCUGGUCCUGAUGUCCCGCACGUCCCCGCAAGCGUUCAGCGUCUACAAGGCCAUGGAUAAGACGUAUGCUGCUCAAGUAAUGGUCCAUGCCGAGAAGCCGAUUGUUCUCAGCUUGGCCCGAGCUGAUGCCGAGACUCUGCUGCUGAGCGGCACAGACCUGCAGGCAGAGACUGACAUCCCGGAGUUGUCCCAGCGCAUUCCGUUUGCUCACUAUCACGGAAGUCCUCUCAAAAUGUUUCCAUUCCUGUUCUCCAAGAAGAAAGACAGCAGCAACCGGCCCGGCUGCAAGCUCAUCUUUGCCGCAGAGGACUAUUCUCUGCAUUUUGCUCAGAAAAACAAGGCAGCGUGGAGGAGGGAGGAGGCUAUGGCCUACAUCCUGGGGGUACACAUGGUCGACCUGCCCGUCUCGGAGAACCAGGCCAAGUUUGAGGACGAAUUUGGAGCGAAAGAAGAAAAUCUCCCAGCGAUGUUCCUGAAGAGGUUCCAGGCCCAGUUCUCCCAACUGAAGAUGUUUGCCAAGAACUUGAUGAGCCGCAUCCAAGGUCACACGCACCACCACUCGGUGGCCAUGGAAGCGAUAGAGGAGGAGGAGCCGGAGGAGGAGGAUCUGAUCCGAGACGACUUUAACCUGCACAAGAUCAUUGUGGUGGCCACAGCUGCUGGGAAGAUCUACGGUAUCCGGAGCCACACUGGCAAGAUUGCCUGGCAACAGUUUGUGCCGACCCUGACCCCGUUCCAGCGGCGUGGCGAGCAGAAGCUGAUGGUGGUGGUGCAGAGAACCACGGCCCACUUCCCCCAUGAGCCUCAGUGCACCGUGCUGGGUGUGAGCCAGAAAACGGGCAAUGGACUGUUGGUGUCCUUGAACCCCGUCACUGGAGCUUUGCUCUCGGGCCAUACGUCAGAGGGAUUUGACCUUGGCUACAAGGUGGUCCAAGCAGACAUGUUGGCAGAGAUGGAUUCCGAUUUCCUGAAGGGCAUCAUUCUGAUUGAUGAAAAUAUCCAGCCUCACGUAUACCCCAAGUCCAGUAUGUCACUGCUGACAGAGGCGAGCAUGCAAAUGUACUUCCAUCUGCUCGACCCCGAGGCUGGGACCAUGACCGGUUACAGACUGCUGCCUGGUGGGACUAAAGGUGUGGCUAUCGAGCAAGUCUGGAACCUUGACCUUCAGAAGUCCCAGCAGACGGUGACUGGAGUCUACAAGAAGAGAGCCAUCGAACACGUGCACUCCCAGGGCCGAGUGUUGGGCGAUCGCAGCGUGUUGUACAAAUACCUCAACCCCAACAUCGUGGCCAUAGUCGCGGAGGGCGAGGAGCCGCCCGUCACUCAGGGCAAAAAUCCAUCCGCCUUCUUCGCCUUGUACCUCGUUGACAGUGUGACGGGUCACAUGGUGUACCACCAGACACACAAGCGGUCUCGUGGCCCGGUGCAGCUGAUCCACUCAGAGAACUGGGUCGUGUACUCGUACUUCAACGAGCGGUACCGCCGAAACGAGAUCGCGGUGCUGGAGAUGUACGAGGGCAAAGAGCAGAGCAACUCCACAGCCUUCUCCUCCUUCUCCCCCCCGUCCCCUCCCCUGGUGCUCAGACAGUCCUACAUCUUCCCCGAGCCAAUCUACGCCAUGGAGUCCACGGUCACCGAAAAGGGCAUCACCAGUAAAAACAUCAUCGUUGCCCUCAAAAUUGGAGGAAUUUUGUCUCUGCCAAAGGCUCUUCUUGACCCUAGAAGGCCCGUCAUUCCCACACAAGAGACAAUGGAGGAAGGAACGAUCCCGUACGUGCCAGAGAUCGGUCUGAGCACGGAAGCUUUGGUCAACUACAACCGUAGCGUGUUCAACGUGGAUGGAGUGUUCACCUCACCCGCCGGCCUCGAGUCUACCUCUCUGGUGUUUGUCUACGGAAUAGACGUGUUCUACACGCGUGUUAUGCCGUCCCGUAUGUUUGACGUGCUAAAGGAAGACUUCGACUACGUGUUCAUCGGUGGCGUGCUGGCUCUGAUGAUCUUCGUGUCGUUCCUUACACAGAAGCUGGCCUCGCGGAAAGCCCUCAGCCGUGCCUGGAAGUAGUGCGGUGGGGAGAUGCUGGGCUCGGGGGUGCCUCCCCCCCUGCCCUCUCUCAGUGUGUGCCAUGUUGUCGCCCCCAACCCCCCCACCCCCUGGGGGUGUACUACUACUGGUGUUGUCCUCAGCUGGCGCGCAUGUGUGAGUGUGCAUAUGUGUGAGUGCGUAUGUGUGUGUGUGUCUUCUCAACUGCAAUGUGUGUGUGUAUGCAUGUGUGUGUCUGCGUAUGUGUCUUCUUCCUCUGGAAAACAUGUAACUGUCCCAGUGAGAAGCUGGAGUCCAUUUCAGGAAAGGUAGAGAAUAAAUGGCAUACAUUCAUGUGAACAUGUUUUAUUCUGUUUUUAUUCCAAAGCCCUUUGAUGGUAUUUUUUUUUUAAGAGCAAGAGUAUAUCCUGUAGCGUAGCUUGACUUGUUGGACAAAAUGUAAUGUGUUUGUGUCGGUGCUGGCGUGAGCUGAAGCAUCUGUAUCGAGUGAUGGUGCCAGAUUGUUGUCUUUCGUAGCUGCCGACAAGUAAGCAUUAAAAAAAUGUGUUAAAUACAUUUUUAAAGGGUUUGAAUUUGGAAGUCCGUUUUUGUAUCGGAAUAUAUAUAUAUACGCAUUCUCUAUUAUUCUCGUAUUGCUCCCCGUUGAUUUGCUGAUGCUGAAGAAAAAUUAGGACUUUUCUUUCUAAGACCAGAUUUGUGAACAGUAAUGAGAAUGAUGAAGUCCAAAAGUCAAUUGCAGAGGUGUUUUGCUGCAGGUCUAUUUUGAAUAGCGUGAAUUUAUUGAGUGGAGAAAAGUGUGUGUGGAAGGUUUGGACAGAGGUUACUUGGCCACUGCCCACCAUCAUGUACCACUGCAUGGGUAGGAUCUGUUUUUCUGGAGUUUUGAAAAGUUGGCAGCUGUGGGUUUUUUCUCUGAACUUUCACUGCAGAGGAGGCAUCAGUGUUGUAGUUUGGAGGUACGGUAAGACUUGGACUGUCAGGGCUUUGUGAAAGUUUACUUGUAGUGUGCAUGUAUGAUUUAGUCAUAAGAGCGCCAGUAAAUGCGUUAUCAUUCUGUACCCAUGCAUUGAACAAGUUUAUCUGUUACGAGCAGGGCGUUAUCUUGUAUGGCACAUGAAGAAGUCUUAAGGCAAAGUCGCAAGAUCGAAAUCAUUGGGAUAUCAAUUUUAAGAGCUUUUAAACUGUUUUAUCGUUCGUUAAUUGUUUUUGUUUGAUUUUCCAUUCAACUAGCAAUAAUAAUGAAUUGAGAGUCAAUCAGAAAUUAAAUUAUGAGUUUACAAGCUUUUCAAUAUGAUGCUCUCACGAUAUGUACUCUGUGACUCUGCCUAUUAUUUUGGCCGGCUGCUCACAUGAUUUUCCUUUCGUUGGAAUAAAUUUUGGCGGAGUGAUAAAUAUGGGCAACAACUCCUUAUAAUGGGACUAUUUUCAAAUUGUGAGUUAUGUACCUUCAUUGACAUUGCCUGGGGAGAUUUUUUAAUCUGUAUCAACAGUUUUUUCCCCCCCACAGACAGUGUUGAAUUUUCAAAAUUGUCUGAGAUGGCCACCCAUUGUCCAGGAAAAUCAGAAUCGUGGUUGUCUUAGACAGGUGGAUGUCUUGGACAGUGUCGUUAUUAUCUUUUUUUUUUUACGCAAGAUGUUACAAGAUCUGCUUAUGUUGUGGUACAUUCUGAGGUUGCUUUUUCCGGUGGAGUGGGGUUUUUGGUUUUAAUUGUCUCUCUUUGUGCAAGUUUAUUGGUAUUUUGCAUUUGAAAUAUUUUGUUUUACCAAGGGUAUGGGCACUAGUUCCACUUUUCAUUGGGGGUUUUUUAAGCACUUGUUACGUCGAAGACUGUAGCAUUUUUUUUAAAUCACUUUUUUUUCUCUUGCCAUUGGUUUAGGCUUUUCUUUCUUUUUCAUACAAAAGUGGAAGCCUUCGUCUCACCUGCAAUUUUUGUUGUUGGGUUUUUCUUGUUUUUUUACUGUUGUGCUCAGAAAUUUUUAUCCACAAAUACUAUUAUUAUAAGUAAGUGUUAGAAAGAUGUAUUGGUGAUGAAUGCGAUGAAGUUGCACCCAGCAAUAUUUGUCCGUGCACUUUGCUUCACUGCAUAUGGUUUGACAGCUGUUUAGAUGUAUGAAGCCCAUAAUUUUUAAUUUUCGUGCUUGCAGUUUGGUUGUGCUUAAGAAAUAUUGUGGUAAAAUUAAAAUUAUUACUCUGAAAAAAAAAGAAGAAAGAAGAAAUGCACAAAGUUGGUACAAUUGUUAAAAGAAUAAAUGAAACAGUUCUUUCUCUCCCGUGGAAAAUUUUGCUCUCUGAGCUUAGUGCAUUUGAACAGCUUGCUGGCAGUUUGUUUGAUAUAUAUAUAUAUAUAUAUAUAUAUAUAUAUAUUGCCAGGAGUCAUUCAGUAAUAUUGUGGACCUUGUGCAAGUGAAUAUAUGCUGUGCUGAUAAGGCGUGUCGAGAGUUUGAAUUUUAUUGGAGCACAUGGGAAAGUUAGAAAGUUGAGUCUGUGCAGGAUACUGAUGUGGUGCCUGGUUAGGGCAGAGAAUGUUUCCGUCAUUUUGGGGGGGGGUUUUUUGCUUUCUAACUGUGGUAUUGUUAUUGGUAUUGUUGUAUAUGAUCUGCAAGCUAUUCAAAUGUACUAGCUGAGCCCAGAGGGCAAAACUUCUCAGGAGAGAGGGAAAAAAACUGUUUCGUCCUCUUCACAAUUUUGCCUGCAUUAUGUAUCUAUUCUUGUUUUUGGUUUUUGAUUUUCAACUUUUAGAAUGUGAGUUUUGACAAUAAAAUGUUUCUUGAGCACAUGCUACCAACACUACUGACUACAGAUUAGAAAACGGCGAUUAAAAAAAUUAAUUAAUUUUAGGCGUAGUACACCUGAACAGUUGGCCAGCAAUACAAUGUAUGUAAUUUGAUGUGGAUUGGAGGAGCGUGUGAUUACUUGAUUUCAUCGGCAGUUUUCCAGAAAGUUGUGACUGCUCAAGGAAUGUCUGGAAUCAUGGAUUACUUUUCUUGACUUGCAAUUUUUGUCAUCACAGAUGUUGUUUUGUGUGUUUGUAUUCUUCUGUCGAUCUCACCGUUGUUAGUGCACAGUGUGUUUGAUCAAAGAUAGAUCGAAGCUUGAAAUGUGUUUCUUUUUACACUAGGAAGAAAACUUUCGGUGCAUCGACGUGGACUGAAUAUAUGAAGGCGUAUCUCUCUCAAUGACCUGAGUGAAUGUAGUCACACACCUGCCGACCACUCCAUUACCAAAAAUAGUUUUUCUCAGAAUUGGAAUUUGCCAGAAAAAAAUGAGUCUCCAGAAGCCCAGUAGAUUAGAAUUAUGUUACAAACUGUCAAAUAAACAAAAAUAAGAAUGUGUGUUUUUACAUCAACUUAUGCAAAACAAUUCAUGCAAAUAUUGCAAAUAAACCUGUGUAUUUUCAAUUCAUUUACGAUAAGAAGUGGCAUUGCCACCAGUGGAAGCAAAAUUUCCAGGAAACAAAAUCUGAUUUUAUUCAAAUCCUUUUGGGUUUUUUUUUAUGGAAGAAAAAAAAUCAUCUGGCUCUGAUUUCAUGGGAGUACGUAGCAGGUGUGCUGAUGUUGCUGACACACUGGUGUAUCUCUUUGUUGUCGUUGACACUCAUUCCCUUGUUGUAGAUUAGAUACUCUGUUUGCUACUCUGAAAGUUUGCCUACAACAAAAUGUGAAAUUUGUUCAAUGAAAUGAUUGUUGACCACGGGUCUUUGGUAGUAUUAAAUGUGAUGUUUAUGAUUUACUCAGACAUUUCUAGUAGGCAUGUACAUUUUCCUUUUUGUACAUCUUUUUAAUGUGAGAGAGAGAGAGAGAGAGAGAGAGGAUAUUUAAACAGAAUGGCUGUAGUUGUGUUGUGAAGUCGUCUCAUGUUGUCGUGUUGUGAAGUCGUAGUUCCUGAUAUUCAAGUCCGUGUAGAUGGUGUGUGUGGUUUAGACGGGAUGGGUGGGUGGUGAUGUGUCAGUUUCCUCUCCCGCUGGUGAUGAUCAGGUUAGAGCAGACACGGACAAGCGUUGCCAACUCACGGGCUUGAUUAAGAAGCUGUUCAGAAUACUUUGCGAGCCAAAGCAGUAGAGCAAAGUGGGAAAUCGGUGGACAAGCUCUCCAAAAGGAGACUGAAACUGACACUAUAGCAUAUAUAUAUAUAUAUAUGUGUGUGUCAUUCAAGAGCAUGUCUUAAAAUAAAAUAUUAGAUCUAUUGCUUCCAGCUGGGCCAAAAACUGUUGAUUUUAAUUUUCAAGAUGGACAAUUUUGUUUUUAUUAAUUACCAACUAGCCCCAGGCCACAUUUAUCAUUAAUUACUGGGUGGACUCACGGGCCAUACUGAAAGUACUCAUGGGCCAGAUUUGGCCCUCGGGUCGUAGUUUUCCCUUGCCUGGUCUAAAGUGUGAUGUGAGGGAGCUUGAUCCGUCUUCUCUACCCCGUCCGUUUUCUUCUUAAUAUUCUAUUUCUUCAUUACUUUGUGAGAUGCUCUUCGUUGAGUUCCUGUGAGUUCCAAAGAUCUGUGGGUAUCUGUUGUUCAGAAUAUCGUCAACAUAAAUGAAUGCCUUGAGUUUUGUAAGCCUCCUUUGUAAAUGUAAGGGCAUUAUGAUUGUCACAAAAUUCAGCAGUCUAGUGGUAGAUUCCUGUGGUGUUUCUGUCUGUCUUGUGUGGACCUAUGAGCUCUGCAUUGAGGAAUCACUGGAAAUGUCACUCGACUCACUGGCAAGUUUGUAAUUUGUUCAGAAUGUAAUCAUGUGAACUAGGACUGAGUGGGAUUUGAUCGUGGAAUCAAAAAUGUGUUGUUAGUGUUGAUCCAAAAAGAAAUGUGUAUCAGUGUUCUGUUUGCCAGUGGAGUGUCUGGUGUUCGUCUCACUUCUUGAAAAUAUCAGACGUGCCAAUUGCCCCAAAUUUUCCGGGACUCCCAGAUUCAGCAGUCAGAAAUUUGAGAGUCUUGUCAUCACAUGCACUAUGGCAGAAGCAGUCUCAGUUUAUUAAACAAUUUUUGUUUUAAGUAGUAUGAAGUCAUAUUAUAUCACGUUGAGUUUUGAAAGAGUUGGCAAUCCUGAAAUGUAAACAUCAACACAGUAGUGUGGGAAUGCAGGGACGCAGGUGUCCCCAUAAAUUGUGAACACGAUGCUGUUCAUUUGAACUCACUUGUCUGCCUUGUACAUAGGGGGAAAGUAAUCAGGGAAUUUGAAGGUACUGAGUGCUGUAGAACAAAGUGUUCUACUUACUUUCUCUGUGUGCGUGAUGGUGCGAUGGUGGGAAAUUUUCUAUUACAUUUGUUGUGUUGCCAGCCUUGAGAUUGCUUUUGUGAGAGGCCGAGCAGUGAAUGAACUGACUGGAAGUUGUUUGGGGAAAAGUAAAGUGUAACCUCCCCUCCACGUUUUCGUGCCUCUCGACAAUCACCACCCACAAUUCCCUCCUGCGUGUAUCGGACAAAACUGCCACCCCACAAGGACGCCUGGGUGGAUGUUGCACAUUAGGUCAUGCAGUUCGACAUUGGGGGAGGGGGUUGUGGCUGUAUUUUCUUUUCCUUCUGCUUGCUGUGUGCUUGUGCAAUGCUGUAUAUUUAUUCCCGAUAAUUCCAUGAACAGUUUGUGGAGGCACACAGCAAGAAGUGACUCAUCGUCUCUUUUUCAGAGAAGGAAAUGGUUGUGAAAGUGUUGAAAAGUGAGUGAGUUGUGGUUGGUUGGCGGGUGCUAUAGUGUGGUUUGCUCCUUCAAAUGUCUAUCAUCCUUAUCUCUCCUCCUACUUUUCUUCAUAUGUUACUCUCCAGUUACACCUCAAACCUUUGGCACUUGAAUGACCUAUUUGUGUUACAAGUACCAAAAAAACCAACUAAACAUGUCAGACUCAACCCCCCACCCCCGAAAAAAAAACCUCACACUCACACACGCACCUUCCCGAUCCAACAAUAUUUCCUAAAAGUAAAAGUUCCCAAGAUUGUUUUCUGCGUGUAUUCAGAAGUUUUUUGUUUUGUUUUUUCAUUUCUUUUUAAUGUUUCUGUGCAUGAAAGUUGAAAGAUUUUGCCUUCUUUAUCUGUAUCAUCAUAAUCCUCUCAACUACAUUUAAAAGAGAAAAAAAAGAAUGCUCUUCGAAUGAUUCCUUUAAUGUAUUUGGAUGGUUAGUUUGUCAUUGAGUGUCUCCUGCUUUGUGUCUAGGUGGAUGACGUGUUUUUGCAUUUCAGACUUGCAUCUUGUCAUUUCUUUUUAUUGUGAAAUUAAAGGUUUCAAUUUGAUAUUUAUAGCA
Molecule: messenger RNA, 9523 nt
Organism: Aplysia californica (California sea hare)
Lineage: Eukaryota; Metazoa; Mollusca; Gastropoda; Aplysiida; Aplysiidae
Product: ER membrane protein complex subunit 1-like
Exons: 28
Coding region: 71-3325 (1084 amino acids)
Biological process (GO): protein folding in endoplasmic reticulum
Cellular component (GO): EMC complex
Molecular function (GO): protein binding
Source: RefSeq, a predicted model, not a curated record